Molecule: messenger RNA, 1713 nt
Organism: Brettanomyces bruxellensis
Lineage: Eukaryota; Fungi; Ascomycota; Pichiomycetes; Pichiales; Pichiaceae
Exons: 1
Coding region: 1-1713 (570 amino acids)
Biological process (GO): thiamine biosynthetic process
Cellular component (GO): cytosol
Molecular function (GO): phosphomethylpyrimidine kinase activity; hydroxymethylpyrimidine kinase activity
Source: RefSeq, a predicted model, not a curated record
AUGACCGGAGAGAAAGCUGUCACAAAAGACCUUACAUCAUAUCUCAAGGCUGGCCUUACACCGCCUGCAAUUAGAACACCAGGAGUUUUGACAAUUGCAGGUUCAGAUUGCUCUGGCGGUGCAGGAUUGGAAGCCGAUAUGAAAACAAUUACUCUCUGUAAGUGUUAUGCCAUGACGUGCAUUACAGCUCUUACAGCACAGAAUUCAAAAGGUGUUCAUGCCGUGUAUCCAACCUCUGCAGAAACUGUCGAAAAGGUGCUUACAGCUUUGAAAAACGACGAGUUAAACCUCAAGGCCGUCAAAGUUGGUCUUCUUCCAAGCACAUGCAUUGAACCGGUGUCUAAAUUCUUAAAGCAAUGCCAUCAAAUGGACUUGGAUGCUGUUGUUCUGGACCCCGUUUUCGUUGCUAACAGUGGUGAUAGUUUUGGAUCAUCCCAGGCUCCCCAAUUAAUUAGCAUUUUCAAAUACUGCCGUCUUAUCACACCAAACUUUGCCGAGGCGGAGAUCAUUUUAUCGCACUUGAAAGGUUACUCUGAAUCAAAACAUGUAGCAGUUACUGGGGUAGAAUCUCUAUGCGAGGCUGCUGCCACAAUCGGUAAGCAAGUACAGUCUAGCAUAUUAAUUAAAGGUGGCCAUAUACCUUUCAAUGCCCAAGGUUCCAGUAUCGACAAAGAGAAUCCAAAAAUUAUCUACAAUGUUCUUUAUGAUGAUGCCACAGGUGCGAUAACUGUGUUUAAAAGCAACUACAUUGAUUCCGAGAAUACUCAUGGAACAGGUUGCACUAUGUCAUCGUUUAUAGCUUCGAGCUUGGCAUCUGGCUACAAUCUAAAGGAGUCAGUGCAGAAAUCCAUCGAGUUUCUUAACGAGGCGAUUAGAAGAUCCAUUCCUCAGCAUAAUGGCUCAGUGAAUCACCUAUGGAGGGUUGAGGAGGACAUUAAUCUUGAGAAAGUUGCCGUCAAUCCAAAAACGUUUGAAAAAUCGUCACCAUUCUCACCAAAGCUCAACUUGCUGAAUAAUCUAAUUAUGGACAAGGAUGUGAACCCGAUAUGGAUUUCAUUUACACAGUCAGACUUCUUCCGGUCGCUUAACGAUGGUACAAUGAGAGAAUCUGCCAUUCGCCACUUCCUUCUUCAAGACUAUAGAUAUCUUAAAACAUUCUUAGCCUGUCAUUGGCGCCUUCAUGAACUUGCCCCAACUCCUGAAUCGCGCGAAAAGAUGGCAGAUGCAGCACGUUCAGUUGAAAAGGAGUUGAGUGGUCACAUUAAAUUUCUCAAGACGAAGUUUGGAAUAGACAAUCCAGAGGAAAUAGGAUCUUCACCGGCAUUGUUGAGUUACGUGAACUAUAUGGAGAAAUAUCAGAAAGGAGACAGUUUUUUGGAUCUCGAGACUGCUUUAAUUCCAUGCCAGUUUGGGUUCAACCCGGCUGUCGCUAGAUACUAUAAGCCAACCGCUGCAUAUGACACCGCAACUGGUGGUAAGGUCACUACAGAUCUUUGUGACUUUGUACCUUGUAAAUCCCAAUAUGAGAGCUGGCUUCAAGCUGCUGUAUCUCCUUCUUAUCAUCAGGUUUUAUUCGAGUUGCAGUCAACCUACAAUUCAAUUUUCAGCGAUACAGUUGCCAAAGGCGAAACAAGCUACAAUCGCCUAAAAAAGAUUUUCGCCGAAGGUUGUCAGCAAGAAUACGAUUUCUGGAAUGAAUGCUACAACUCAUAG